Mytilus trossulus (common blue mussel) is the source of this 7848-nucleotide messenger RNA. RefSeq lists its product as uncharacterized. Bases 599 to 2596 code for a protein of 665 amino acids. The transcript has 7 exons. NCBI's taxonomy places the organism in Eukaryota, Metazoa, Mollusca, Bivalvia, Mytilida, Mytilidae. Gene Ontology annotation, biological process: signal transduction. The record is from RefSeq and is a predicted model, not a curated record.
AGGGUCUCGAAUGAAAUCUCUCGAGCAUAAUAGUUUGUUUUCUUUUCCCUUUGCAUAUAUCCCCCUGCUUGUUUUUAUAUACAGCCUACAGUGAUUUUACCUGAAAGUUAAGAGGCAAUAAAUUAAAGAUCAUUAAAGAUGAGAUGGCUGUAAAGGACUAAUCUAUGAAGAUGAACUGACCACAGUUGAUUAUUUCGAUUCAGUUGAUUUUGACCACUGGACAUGGAAUAUAUCAAAUCUGAGAGAAGAUCAUUUUAAAGGAUUAUUAAAAUGAAGAAACAAAGAAAUACCUGACUUUCAAGAAAUGGUAAUACUUCUGCACAUACCAGGGAUUUACUUCUGCACAUACCAUGGAGAAUGGAUAAUCAAGGCAGAGUUAUGUUAACUGAGUAAAACAGUUUGGGACAUUAAAGCUAUGGAAACAUCAUAUUCCAGAAAACUGUACAAGGAAUUAUUGCAGAAGGAAUUACUUGUUUCGAUACAAUAUAACUAUCCCUGAUUAUACAAUUUACAUAAUUGGUGUGUUUUUAUUAACUGUUUUAACACCUGUAACUUUUAGUGACAUAGGCUUUUUUAAACAUUCUUUUUAUUUCUUAAAAUGGAGUUAAAAGUGAGAGUGGAUGGUAUUCCCAGAAUUGUAUGUGGUGUUACUGAAAAUACAACUUGUCAGGACAUUGUCAUAGCACUAGCUCAUGCUAUGGGAAGAACAGGAACAUUCACAUUGAUUGAAAAGUGGAGGGACAGUGAGCGCCCUCUUAACAAAGCAGAAUUCCCGGUGAAGGUUUUACAAAAAUGGGGAGAGUAUGCUAAUGAAGUGCAGCUACUUCUUCAGCAAUCUGAUCAGACUAAAAAGGAAUUACAAAAGGACCAGGUGAAAUCCAAAGAAAACUUUCAACAUAAUUUUACCCCACCGGUUCAAAAGGAUGGACCAGUUCGUAGAUCAUUAACAUUUAGUGGUGCACAUAAUGUUACAAACCCAUCUGUCAAACGGAAAAACGAACAACAGAAACAUUCAUGUAAGCUUCAAAACAUUUCAGAGAAGGAGAAUAUCGGUGAUAUUUCAUUGACACAGAGCCUCCCAACUGACAGAUUUAUGAAUUCAUCAAAACAGAGAGUAGAUAGACAACCCCCAUUGAUACUAAACCCACCUCCCCCAGCGCCUCACCUGGCAAGUCAUCACCCAUACAGCCAAGUUAGAAAUAUUUCGAGGAAUCAAAAUGUGGCAGAGCCUCAGAUUGCACAGCAUCAUUACCCUCCUUCUCACCCACAUAUACCUCAGGAGGAGACAACUCAUUAUGCAAUUCAGCACAAGUUUGAUUAUUUAGAUCAAUCUGAUAAUCAUACACAUCAGCAUGCUCAUCAUGGAGAGAGAAACGACAUAUCAGGAAAGCACAAACAUCUUAAUGGAGAAUCUGCUAAUCAAGGACCACAUCAAAUCAAAUACUCACCAGUGCACACACGCACAGGAAGUAGUCCUGCAAGAAAUUCUCCUAAUAAAACAGCUUCACCUGUUUCACCAACAGACUCGAGGGGACAAAGUCCAAGUCUUUCAUUGUAUAAUAGAAAUAGACAAUCAGCAUUUUCACCAGUUAUUCCUCGUCAAAAAUCUCCUAUUAGUCCAAAAACUUUAGUUAAUGGAGACUUAGAUUUUCGUGUAUAUAGCCCAGAACAGGAAAGUUCUGAUGUCGUAGAAUAUGAUUUAGAUAGCAAUUUCCCUGACUUGUACUCUGGUAAAAAAAAGGAUCAAGUGCUUGAAGAAUACUAUAUGCCUGGGGGGAAACUUGCAAGUUCCCCAAUUAAGGAAGUUUGUCAAGUUGAUUCAGAGUUUGUCAAAAUGCAGGAGCUUGUGACGAGACAACAAGAGCGAAUUAAACAUCAGGAAUCACAGCUUGAAGUGAUAGAUUCAGAAAUAACAACGUUAGAGAAAAAAGAUGUAGAGCAGGCAAAUGAACUGAUACAGAUUGCUGAAGACAAAAAUAAACUGGAACAAAAGAAAAAACAGUUUGAAACGGAACUUUCGAAAUUAGAAUCUACAAAAUGGGUAGACUUAGUACAAGCUGAGAGACAAGCAGAAGCCAAAAUUAGAAGUGAAAUUUUAGAAUUUAAAUCUCAGACUACAAAAGUGGGGUCAGAAUUAAAGAAUUUGCAAAAUAAAUCAAAUUCCCUUGAAAAAGACAUUGAAAAUGAGAAAAAUGAAUUGAAAGAAGAGAAGGAAAAACAAGAAUUAGAAGAAAAACAAUUAAGAGAGGAAGUAGAGAAAGUAAAAGUUGAAAUAAUGACCUUGUCAAAUACAGGGGAGGCAGAUCAAAUAUUAAUGGUCAAAAUUGAAAAUGAUCUGAAAGAAUUGAGUGAAGAGUUGGAUAGAAAGAAGGAAGAUGUAGUACAAUUAGAGAAAAAACUGAAAGAUGUCAACAUGAGAGAAUUUAAACAAGUCACACCAAUGGGGAGUGAUAAACCAUCUGACAGUGGAGAGGUGGUUUUAAAAGUACUGGAAGGAAGAAAAUCACCAAAUCUUGGUAUAGGGAGGAAGAUGAUUGACAGUCCUCUAAGCAAAAUAUUGUCAGUUUCCAAAAAUCCAAAUGGUGUUUGGGUGUAGCUCACAGUUUUGUGUAAUUCAUCUUUCUAAGUUAUUCGUUUUUAAAUGAUUUACUGGUGUCCCUAUCUUGUAUGUUUCAAAACAAUAGGAUACAAGAAAAGAAUUAUUUGUUAUGUAUUUUCCAUUUGGUGGCAUGGGUGUUCCACAUUUUAUUUUUUCAAGACAACAAAAACUACAAAAAGUGUAUAGCAGUUCCUGUUACAAGAAUUGACAGCUUUGUACAACCUAUUCUUUUUUCUUUUAAUUAAUAAAAAGACAAUUUUUAAAGACAAUUUUUAAAGGCUCCUUCAAAAAUUGAACAAAUUUUCUAUACUUUGUAAAGUAUGAAAUUUAUUUUUCUGAUUUUUUUAAACCAUAAAUGGAUAAGCUUAAGAUUAAAAGUAAUUCCAAUUCUAUAUCAUCCAAUCAGAAGCCACACAAGAUUCUAAUCAGAGAUUGAUGUUAAAAGGGUAAAAGUUGCUGGUAAAAUGUAAACAAAUAAUUGCGCUCUUGUAACCAAUAUUGAUAAGUUCUUAGAAAUCUCACUCUUAGCUUACGCGUUGAGGUAACAUUACAUAAAAAGUUCAGCAUUAUGUGAUUAAUGACAGACUUUAUUUUGGAGUAAUUUUUUGGGGUUAAGAUUGAAUGAAAAUGCAAUCUAAACUCUUAUGGUGCUGACUUGCUAUCAAUAUUUUCCAAGGUUUGUCACUAUCGAACCAAAUAGUGCAGUAAAGUAUUCAUUCUUUGUAUCAUUUCCAGUAAAUGUAAUGCAAUUGAUAAAUGAUGUUUUACUUAGAUAUUUUAAAGUGUAUUUGAAUUACAAUACUUGACAAGAAAAGUUUUUGUUUUAGAAUUCCAUGGCUUUCUAAAUAGGCUCAACUACAAAUGAGCAAUCAAGAACAAAGAAAGAUAACUCAAACUCUUAUAUAUAAUUAAGUUCACUGUUUUAUUUUAAAUAGAUAAAAUUGCAAAAUGAAAGAAUUCUGUAUCCUACAGUGGUCACAAGCACUUUAAUUUCUUUUAAUGGUUUUAAGCCUUGAAUUGAUUUGAAAAUAAUGACGAUAAGAAAUGACUAAAACCAUCAUGUGACUUUGCCCUUAUUUUUUUAUUUUUACCAAUGUAACUCAUAGCAAAUUCAGAUUCUAGGGUUUUAAUUUUUUUGUUAAUCAUGUUAAUAGCAUUUCUAACGAAGGUCAAUCAAGAAAAGCACUUAGUUGUAUCAAAUUUAUAAAACGCUAUUCUCAUUUAUCAAUUUGUGCCGAUAUUAUAAUCUUCUAUAUCUUAUUUGCCUCACUAGGUUGUAUUUCAUUAGCACCAAAAAAAUAAUUAUUUUGCUCAAUUUGUAAGUUAACUAAAAAGUUGAUUUAAGUUUCACUGUUAUUUGUAUCCAAAAUAAUUUCAAGGUCACAGGACAUUGGGCAAAGACCGGGUUUUGUCCAAUGUAGUUAUAUGCAAUACUGGACCUAAUGAUAUAUAUAUAUGUAAAUGUCCUGUAAAAAAGAGUCUGGUCCAGUAAAGAAGAAUGGUUUAUUGGACCAAAUAUUUAGUUGAUUUCUCAUGGUCCAAGGAAGCACUAAUAAAUGUAGUUUGUACAAGAAAGUCUGCAGAAUGCAUUUGAUUAUUUGAGUAUGUACCUGUAUUGAGUAAACAUAACUAGAAGUCACUAGAGUAGAGAAUUGUGCAAUGUUUACAUCAAAGAAAAAUUGGGGUCAAAUUAAGGAAACAGUUAGUUGGUAAAUGAUAACAAAAAUUACACCAUUAAUGCAAAUGGUGCAAAGCUUAAGCACAGCUCUACAGAAGAUUAGGUUUUUAGUGAUAUUAAAGUACGAAUUUUUAUUCAUAUAUAUAUAAAUCUUUCAUGUGAAAACAAAUAUAUUCAAUGUGUAAUUAUGCUUUGGCACACAAUGAAUUUUGUUAUGGGAAAGUGAUUCCUAUUAUUUAAAACAAUUGCUCUGUAUAAUACCUUUUUAUUUCCUAAUGUAUUUCAUUAAAUGUGAAAACCCAGUGAUCAAAUGAAAUAUCAAAAUGAGUUUUCUAUUUCAAAAUAUUUUUUUUCAUAUGAGAAACUGGAGAGAAAUUUGGGUUUCAGUUUUUGUUUAGUGAGGGUCAAAUCCAAUAAAACUUGAGAUAAGUGAACUGAUGAGGGUCAAUAUGCUAUUUUUUAUAUAUAUAUUUUCAGGUCAUGUCAUAUUAUAAUUACAUACGAUGCUGUACUUAUAACGGAAAAGAGUAAUUAUAACUUUUAUUCAUGCAAGAAGCCUUAUUUUACAUAUUUACAAGAUGAAUAAUACAAAGAUUUAACUCAAACUUUUUUAUAGUCAAGAAAUAAUAUUUGGUUCAUAAAAAAGUCAUAUUUAGGAAGGUAAGCUUUUUAUUUUUCCUACAACCAUUUUUUGCAAAUUUGAAUUUUGACAGGCUUUACUUUUGUGCAAAGAACAGGUUUCAUGUGUGACAUAAAAUAAUUAUGUCUUAAAAAUAACGCACAAUACUAAAAUAUAAAAAAAAACAUAAUUGCUUAAACAAGGAAAUUUUUCAUGCAAUCAUAAUGCAUCAAUAAAAAAGAUUGGAGAAUAAUUUAAAUGUUCUUUCUUAUAAUGUUAAACAAAAGUCAGAGUUCUAUUUUUUUUCUUCAUGAAUAUCUCAAGGCAGAUAGCAUAUUAAUUAUAUGGAUUUAAUUUUUUAUUAUUUUCCUCCACCAAUUUUGACAGUUCUUAAAGAAAUCAGAUUCAAGUGAAUAGAGAAAUGACAACUCUUUGCUUAUAAAAAUAAAGACAGAUAUUUUAAAAAUGUCUAUUAUAUAUUCAUUUCAACUGGAGGACAUCUUUAUUUUUCCAUCUUUUUAAAAUUUAAUAAAAAAAAAAGAAUCUUUAAAUAGAUUAAUCUGUGACAUAAUAUAUCUCCAUCCAAGAUUGUAACACCUGAAAUUUAAAUGUGGAGCUAUAAUUUUAAAAAUAGAGACAAAAUUUAUUUUAAUCUCAACUGGCCUGAAGGGCCAAGUAAGCUUUUCUCAUCACUUGGCGUCUGUCAUUUGUUGUCUGUCAUCCAUCUUCGUUAAUUUUUAAAAAAUCUUCUGUUUUGAAAAUACUAGGCCAAAUUCACCAAGAUAGCAGCUAGGGCUAAAAAUAGAACAUAGGGGUAAAAUGUAGAUUUUGGCUUAUAUCUUUGAAACCAAAGCAUUUAGAGCACAUAAAAUUGUUUAACAGGUCAAUAUUAGAUGAAUCAAACAACCUGUUGUUGGGUUGCUGUCCCUGAAUUGGUAAUUAAUUAUAAGGAAAUUUUGCAGUUUUUGGUUAUUGUCGAGCCUGCGACUUUUGUUGCAGAAAGCUCGACAUAGGGAUAGUGAUCCGGUGGCAGCUACGGCGGCGGCAGUGGUGUUAGCUCACUUCUUAAAAGCUUUAUAUUUUAGAAGGUGGGAGACCUGGAUGCUUCAUACUUUGUAUAUGGAUGCCUCAUGUUACGAAUUUUCCGUCAGUCACAUGUCCAAUGUCCUUGACCUCAUUUUCAUGGUUCAAUGACUACUUGAAAAAAAAAGUUAAGAUUUUUUGUAAUGUUAAAUUCUCUCUUAUUAUAAGUAAUAGGAUAACUAUUUGGUAUGUGCGUACCUUGCAAGGUCCUCUUGCCCGUCAGACAGUUUUCACUUGACCUCGACCUCAUUUCAUGGAUCAGUGAACAAGGUUAAGUUUUGGUGGUCAAGUCCAUAUCUGAGAUACUAUAAGCAAUAGUUCUAGUAUAUUAAGUGUAUGGAAGCACUGUAAGGUGUACAUGUCCAACUGGCAGGUGUCAUCUGACCUUGACCUCAUUUUCAUGGUUCAGUGGUUAUAGUUAAGUUUUGGUGUUUUGGUCUGUUUUUCUUAUACUGUAUGAAAUAGGUCUUCUAUAUUUUGUGUAUGGAAUGGUUGUAAGGUGUACAGGUCUAUCUGGCAGGUGUCAUAUGACCUUGACCUCAUUUUCAUGGUUCAGUGGUCAAAGUUAAGUUUUUGAGUCUUGGCCUUUUUUUCUAAUACUAUAUGCAAUAGGUCAACUAUAUUUGGUGUAUGGAAAUAUUUCAUGAUCUACAUGUCAGUCGUGCAGGUUUUAUUUGACAUUGACCUCAUUUUUUACAGUUCAUUGCUCAGUGUUAAGAUUUUGUGUUUUGGUCUGUUUUUCUUAAAAUAUAAGCAAUAAGUCAAUUUUAUUUGUUGUAUCUAAGAAUUGUUAGCUGUACAUGCCUACCUGGCAUGGUUCAUCUGACUGUGACCUCAUUUUCAUGGUUCAAAGGUCAAUGUUUAGUUUUCUUGGUUUAUGUUAAGUUUAUGUGACAGUUGUAAUAAAGCUUUAUUAUAAGGACUAUCAACAUAAAAUCAAUGAUUAGUAAAGAAGGCGAGACAUUUCAGUGUUUGCACUCUUGUUAUUUUGAAUAUUAUUAUAGAUAGAGAUAAACUUUAAAAAGCAAUAAUGUACAGCAAAGUAAAACCUACAAAUAAGUCAAUAUGACCAAAAUGGUCAAUUGACCCCUUAAGGAUUUAUUUCCCUUUAUAGUAAAUUUUUAACAAUUUACAAAUAUUUGGUAUAUUUUUGUAAAUUUUUCUACUAUAACUACUGAGCCAAGUUCAUUUUAGAAAGAUAUAAUUGUAGCAGCAAAAGUGUUCAGUAAAGUAAGAUCUACAAAAACAUCACCAUCACCAAAACACAAUUUUGUCAUGAAUCCAUCUAUGUCCUUUGUUAAAUAUGCACAUAGACGAAGGUGAUCGACACAGGCUCUUUAGAACCUCUUGCUUUUUGAUGUAAUGCCUUAUGGGAAAACAAAAUAAUUCUAAAUAUAGAAUAUUUAUUUGUUGAUGAACAUGGUAACUUUGCUUUCAUGCCAUCUGGUAUAUACAAUAUGGAUAUGAAGUAUUUACAUUAUUAUAUAUUCAAUCUUUCAACAAUACCUUCAGCUUCUUUGAUUUAAACUAUUCCAUUUACUGUGUUAUUGUUUAUUGUGAGAGAUAGAAUUUGUUAUCCAAAGUUUGUUAAAUGAAUUUUAAAUUUUAUAGAUAAAUUUUAAGCUGAGAUCAUUUAUUUUUUAAUACAGAUUGUUUUAUGUAUUGAACCAUUUAUUUUUUAAUAACAGAUUGUUUUAUGUUGUUUUCUAGUCUAUAAUCAUUUUAAUUUGUAAAUAGAUGCAUAACCUUGAUUGUAUUAUAGCAAUAUAGAAUUGGCAGAAAAAGUUUGCCUAGUUUCAUCCUUGGGCAAUUGUGCAAUGUCAUUAUGUUCAACAGAAAUCAUUAUCAAUAAAAAUUGUUAUCGUAUGA